Molecule: messenger RNA, 1149 nt
Organism: Carassius carassius (crucian carp)
Lineage: Eukaryota; Metazoa; Chordata; Actinopteri; Cypriniformes; Cyprinidae
Gene: rcvrna
Product: recoverin a
Exons: 3
Coding region: 354-965 (203 amino acids)
Molecular function (GO): calcium ion binding
Source: RefSeq, a predicted model, not a curated record
AGGGCAGAGUUCUGUUUGCUAUCCUUGUAUUGUAAGUCCCUGUUGUAAAGUAGCAAAUCAACAUAAUGCAGCACUCAUCAGUAGUAGUGUGACGUAACUAACUAAUCUUUCAGAAAGCCUGUCUGGAUUUAAAUAGAGAUAUUCAUAAUCCCAUUCAGCACUUAGAGGAGUUGUCAGGGGGAGCCAAACCCAAAGAGGGGCCAGCGACAGCACUCAACACAUCGCCAUCACAUUGUCUGGUCAGAGAAAGAAACGCUGAAAGCAUAGAUAACGUGAUACAAGAGAGGAGGGUGGGUGAAAGCCGAAGGAAACUCAAAAACUGCAAACCUGCCCCUUUGACUCUGCUUGGGAAUAUGGGGAACACCAAGAGCGGCGCUUUGUCCAAAGAGAUUCUGGAAGACCUGAAGCUGAACACCAGAUACACCGAGGAAGAGCUCUGUGCAUGGUACGCUACCUUCCUCAAGGAGUGUCCCACCGGACGCAUCACCAAGGAACAGUUCGAGGGCAUCUACGCUAGUUUCUUUCCAGAUGCGGACCCUACCGCUUACGCUCGGCACGUCUUCCGCAGCUUUGACACUAAUGCCGAUGGCACCUUGGACUUUAAGGAGUACAUUGUGGCGCUUCACCUUACCUCAUCAGGCAAGACCAUGCGCAAACUGGAAUGGGCAUUCGCUCUGUACGACGUAGACGGCAACGGGACCAUCAGUAAAAAUGAGGUGCAGGAGAUUGUACGGUCAAUAUUCAACAUGAUUCCCGUUGAAGACCAGAAAAACCUUCCGGAAGAUGAGGACACGCCAGAAAAGCGAGCGGACAAAAUCUGGAACUUUUUCGGAAAGAAAGAAGAUGAUAAGAUUGGAGAGGGGGAAUUCAUUCAGGGCGUCAUGGAAAACAAAGACAUCUUGAGGUUGAUACAGUUCGACGAGCCGAAGAAGAUUCAGGAAAAACUUAAGGAGAAGAAGCAUUAAUGGCCACAUUCCCAUGAGACUGAUUCCUAUUCAUUUGACACUUAACCAACACGAUACAGACUGCUUCUCCAGGCCACACUCUGGAGACAUUCAGACACUCUGUCCAUACACACGUCAAGAGAAAUGAAGCAGACCAAUGUAGAUUUUCUUGUAACACACACAAGUCUUGUUUUCUGGACCAUCA